AUGUUCAACAUACUUCUUUCUAUGGCCAAAGAGGGCUCCUCGGACUGCCCACAGUUCACAACACCUGGGCGGUCGAGUAGGGACAAUCUGAUCAACACCGUCUACAAACUGCAUCGGACACGAUUACGAAUAUUGGAGCCGUAUCGGAAGUUAAAAAACGCUUUGAAACAACUGCAAGAAGACUACUUGAAAUCGAAGGGCACGAACCCAAUUAUGCGGUAUGUGAGGUUACAGCAAAGUGUCAGAGAGGUUGUAAUUAUGGAAAAACAGUAUUGGAAGCUACUUGACUUGCCAAAUCAGGAAGGCGCCGAGGAUUCGAAUGAAUACGUUGUGAGAAUUAUACACCUUCUUGAGGAGACGUCACCAUGUCCUCCUCCGUCCGGAGGAAUUGGAGCGUUGCUUAGUUCAACAAUGAUGGGGCGGACCAUGGAAACCCGAGUUGAUCAAAGUCUUUACGACUCUAUAAAAAGCCGGAAAACGGAAGAGUUACAAAAAGACUGCGAAAAUCUGUACGUGCAACUCUAUAAGUUAAUACGGAAGUACCAGGGAUUAAGGAAAAUCAUCAAGGAUCUACAUGAUAAGUACGACUCAUCUCGACUUUAUCCCAUUGUUCCCCGAUAUCCUAUUCUGAAGAAGAUGAUCAAAGCGUGUUGA
This is a messenger RNA of Ostertagia ostertagi, 654 nucleotides long. The record is from the annotation of a GenBank genome assembly. Lineage: Eukaryota; Metazoa; Nematoda; Chromadorea; Rhabditida; Trichostrongylidae.